UGCACAUUCGGUUGUCAGUUAUUACAAUACAAAUAAAUGUGUCGAUUUUUAUUUUACAUUGCUACUUCAAAGUACUGAUUGACGUGGAUUUAAUAGAAAAAACAAUGAAUGCCUCUGCCGCUUUCAAAAUAGUGGAAAUUUUGCAAAAUGCGUUCAGAAUAGUGGCAUAUUUGCACCUCGCCGAUUAUUUAUGGCCACAUCAAGCUGUCGUUCGUGAUGGAGCUAGUUACGACUUCAUAGUGGUCGGCGGUGGGACAGCAGGAAGCGUCAUUGCCAACAGACUCUCAGAAAUCGAGCACAUCAAUGUUCUGCUCAUCGAAGCUGGUGGAAAUCCACCUUUCGAAUCAGAUCUUCCUGCGCUUCCAAUUUUGAUGCAAAGAUCUCGCUACGACUGGAACUACACAGCAGAGCUCGAUGGAUUUGACGAAUCUUGUCGUCUUAUUCCUUCUUACGAAAUAAUUCUGGGGAAAAUGUUGGGCGGUACCAGCUCCAUGCAUUACAUGAGUUAUUAUAGAGGACAUCCGACUGAUUACGACUCUUGGGCUGAAAUAGCCACUGAUGCUACAUGGAAGUGGGAAAAUGUUUUACCAUAUUUUAUAAAAUCUAUUAAACUGAAGGAUGCACAAAUUCUUCAGUCAGCUGACAAAAAGUAUUACGGAACUGAUGGAUUACUACAAUUAACUAAAGACCACCGUGAAGGAAUAGAUGUAUUCCUAGAUGCCUACCGAGAACUUGGACAUGAUAUAGUUCUUGACUUCAAUGAAAAGAACACAUUAGGGUUUUCUGGACAGAUGUUGAUGAUAGCUGGUAGAUCCCGCCAAAGUUCAGCUUAUGCAUUCUUAUCGCCUAUUAAAACUCGGCAUAAUCUUCACGUAUUGAAAAAUACAUUAGUAACUAAAAUUUUGUUUGAUGAAAAUAAAAAAGCUAUCGGCGUAGAAGUUCUUACUGAAGAUCGUAAAACGAUGACAUUGAAAGCUAAAAAAGAAGUCAUUGUAUCCGCUGGAGUAAUCAAUACGCCUAAACUGUUAAUGUUAUCUGGUGUCGGGCCAGAGGAACAUUUGAACCUGAAAAAUAUUGAAGUUGUUUCAAAUUUACCUGUAGGAGAAAAUCUUCAGGAGCAUAUUGCUACUAUUGUAGUCCUCAAUAUGGAAACAUUGACUGAUCCACCAGUACCGAGUCCUUACCAACUACCCGGAUUCUCAUUCACUGGCUUUAUUUCAGUCAACCAAUCAUCUGACGUUCCUGAUUACCAGCAAAUGACAUAUGUAACUACGCCUGAGACUGUAAUGUACUACUGUACUUUUGCAUUUAAAUUAAGCGAUGAAGUUUGUGAUAACAUCUUUAAACAAAAUCUAAAAAGAAUUCAAGCGUUUACUGAAGUAAUCAAUAUCAGUCCAAAAUCACGAGGAAAAGUCCUCUUAAAAAGUACUAAUCCUGAAGACCCUCCGCUUAUUAACACUGGCUUCUUUUCAAAUAAAGAUGAUAUAGAAGAUCUUGUAGAUUAUGUAUUAGAUUAUCUUCACGUGUUGAAUACGACGUAUUUUAUGAACGUUAGUGCAGAGAUAGCAGAACCAAUUCCUCGGUGUAAUAAAUUUGAGAAAGAGACUAGAGAAUACUGGCGGUGUUACAUUACUUGUGUUUCUGUUGGGCUUAAUCAACUCACUAGUACAUGUCCCAUGGGCACUGUCGUCGAUGGUAGAUUACGCGUUCAUGGUGUGAAAGAUCUGCGUAUAGCUGAUGCUAGUGUGAUGCCAACAAUUACUAGAGGAAAUCCAACGGCUGCUAUUAUAAUGAUUGCUGAAAGAGCAUCCGAUAUGAUAAAAGAGGAUCAUAAUUUGAUUUGAAUUUUGUAUUGGAUUUAACAGAUAUUUUGAAGGUCAGGAGCCCAUAGCACAGGUUAUCCUAGUUUGGGUUCCUGACUUCCAUCAUCGCAUUGUCACUUAAAUUACGCAAAAUCAUGUAGAACCUUAUCUCACAACUUUGUCAAUAUUAUAAGACUAGUAUUAAGGUCUCCAUCACUAUGCAAUAUGAUAGACAAAUAAAUAAAAUUUUAAAUAAAAAAAAAUGAAAAUAAAAUGUAAGUAAUUAACAAAUAAAUUUGAUGUCUUAUUAUAUUAUUAUCUGUAAUGCAACUUAUGAUAGUUUACUCAGGUAUUUGUUGCACUCAUCAUUUAUAGCCUGAGUGACACUUUGUGUAUCA
This is a messenger RNA of Spodoptera litura, 2200 nucleotides long. Its product is annotated as ecdysone oxidase-like. Lineage: Eukaryota; Metazoa; Arthropoda; Insecta; Lepidoptera; Noctuidae. The record is from RefSeq and is a predicted model, not a curated record. Gene Ontology annotation, molecular function: oxidoreductase activity, acting on CH-OH group of donors; flavin adenine dinucleotide binding.